Cuculus canorus (common cuckoo) is the source of this 2406-nucleotide messenger RNA. RefSeq names its product splicing factor 1 (gene SF1). Gene Ontology annotation, cellular component: nucleus. The transcript is spliced from 13 exons. Gene Ontology annotation, biological process: regulation of mRNA splicing, via spliceosome. Gene Ontology annotation, molecular function: zinc ion binding; mRNA binding. The coding region runs from base 13 to 2391 and encodes 792 amino acids. The record is from RefSeq and is a predicted model, not a curated record. Lineage: Eukaryota; Metazoa; Chordata; Aves; Cuculiformes; Cuculidae.
GGGGGAGGCGCUAUGGCGACCGGGGCGAACGCCACGCCGCUGGGCAAGCUCCACCCGCCCCCGCCGCCGGCCAAGCCGGGCUUCCCUCCUCCUCCUCCUCCUCCGCCGCCGCCCCCCGGGCUCGGCCUCGCCAUGGCGGCCGCCGCUUUCCCUUUCGCGGCUCUUCCUCCUCCUCCUCCUCCUCCGCCGCCUCCUCCGCCGCCUCCGCAGCCGCAGCCUCAGCAGCAGCCGCCGCCCCCCCCGCCGCCCCCUCAGGCCUCGGCGGCUUUUCGCUUCCCUUCACCCCCCCCGGGACACGACGGCCCCAACAGCGGCAAUGCCAACAACAACGGCAACGCCGCCGCCGUUCCCCCGCAGGGCCCCCCCGGAUCCGCCCCCCCUUCUCAGCAACAGGGGGGGCCGCCCCCCCCGCCCCCUCCCCAGCAGCUCCCGGGACCCCCCGCGCUCCCCGAGAGCGGGGCCGGGGCGGGGGGGGGGCAGGGGGAGCCCGGGGGGAGGCCGGGGGGCGCGCAUAAGGGGGGCAGGAGAGCGGAUUUCCCGCGGAAGCGCAAACGCAGCCGCUGGAACCAGGAUUCGCUGGACCAGAAGACGGUGAUCCCGGGGAUGCCGACGGUGAUCCCGCCCGGGCUGACCCGCGAGCAGGAGCGCGCCUACAUCGUUCAACUGCAGAUCGAAGACCUGACCCGCAAACUGCGCACGGGAGACCUGGGCAUCCCCCCUAACCCUGAGGACAGGUCUCCGUCGCCGGAACCGAUUUACAACAGCGAAGGGAAGCGGCUCAACACCCGCGAAUUCCGAACGCGGAAGAAGUUGGAGGAGGAGCGGCACAACCUCAUCACCGAAAUGGUGGCCCUCAAUCCGGAUUUCAAACCACCCGCUGACUACAAGCCGCCGGCGACGCGGGUGAGCGACAAAGUGAUGAUCCCGCAGGACGAGUACCCCGAAAUCAACUUCGUGGGGCUCCUCAUCGGGCCCAGGGGGAACACGUUGAAGAACAUCGAGAAGGAAUGCAACGCCAAAAUCAUGAUCCGGGGAAAAGGUUCGGUGAAGGAGGGCAAAGUGGGCCGGAAGGACGGACAGAUGCUGCCGGGCGAGGACGAACCCCUCCACGCCCUCGUCACCGCCAACACCAUGGAGAACGUCAAGAAAGCCGUGGAGCAGAUCCGGAAUAUCUUAAAACAAGGGAUCGAGACACCCGAGGACCAGAACGACCUACGGAAGAUGCAGCUGCGAGAGCUGGCGCGCCUCAACGGGACGCUGCGGGAGGACGACAACAGGAUCCUGCGGCCCUGGCAGAGCACGGAGACGCGCAGCAUCACCAACACCACCGUCUGCACCAAGUGCGGCGGCGCUGGCCACAUCGCUUCCGACUGCAAGUUCGCCAGGCCCGGGGACCCGCAGUCGGCGCAGGACAAGGCACGUAUGGACAAGGAAUACCUGUCGCUCAUGGCCGAACUGGGCGAAGCCCCCGUCUCCGUCAGCUCCAACGCCGCCCACAACAACAGUCCCCUCUCCAGCAGCCACCGCGCCGCCAACCAGGCCAGCAGCCAGCCCCCCCCCAGCCGCCCGCCCUGGAUGAACUCGGCGCCAUCGGAGAACCGUCCGUACCACGGACUGCACGGGGGGCCAGGGGGUCCCCACGGUUUCCCCCACCCCAUGGCGGGGAUGGGGGGCGGCGGCGGCGCCCAUGGCGGGGGGCACCCCCUGCAGCAUAACCCCAACGGGCCCCCCCCGUGGAUGCAGCCCCAUCACCCCCCCAUGGGGCAGGGCCCCCACCCGCCCGCCCACCCGGGACCCCACCACAUGGAUCAGUACCUGGGCAAUGCGCCGGUGGGCUCUGGGGUCUAUCGCCUGCACCAGGGAAAAGGUAUGAUGCCGCCGCCGCUGGGUAUGCUGCCCCCGCCGCCCCCCCCGCCCGGUGGGCAGCCGCCCCCCCCCUCCGGCCCCCUGCCCCCCUGGCAGCAGCAGCCCCCGCCGCCCCCCAGCAGCAGCAGCACCCCCUUGCCAUGGCAGCAAAAUACGCCGACCACCACGAGCGCUGGCAGCGCCUCCCUCCCGCCCUGGCAGCAGGGGGGGGCGGGGGCUGCGGGGGGGGCGGCGGCGGCGGCGGCUGCGGGGGGGGCGGCUUCUUCGGGGGGGGGCCCCCCGCGACCCGGCAGCCCCUCCAUGGUGCCUUUACCCCCCGGGGUGCAGCCGCCGUUACCCCCCGGGGCCCCCCCGCCCCCGCCGCCGCCCCCUGGCUCCGGGGGGCUGAUGUACGCGCCCCCGCCCCCCCCGCCGCCCCCCCCCAUGGACCCUUCUAAUUUCGUCACCAUGAUGGGGAUGGGGGUCCCCGCUAUGCCCCCCUUCGCCAUGCCCCCCGCGCCCCCACCGCCGCCCCCCCAGAACUGAAGACCACAGGGAAAA